CAAUGUUAAAUCCACUUUUAAAUUGAUACGUUGAAUUUUUAUUAAAUUUUUUUAUGUAGGAGGAAAAUUAAAUAAAUAUCUCAAUAAACUCUAAAAUGUUUGACGUUUUAGGCUUAACUUGUCCGAACUAUGACAGCAAAAACAAAAGUAAAUUUCCCAAAAUAGUUUAUAAAAAUUAUGUCAAGAUUGCUGUCCUGACUUCGCUGUUCUGGUUAGCAACAGCCGCCCUGGUUGCCCACUUUUUCCUGUCAGAUGGUUUCAACAACGGUCUGGAUUGUACGGAGCUUAGGAGGAGAGCAGAACUCUACAACCAACAUAAUUUUCAAUAUCUUGGUCAGAGGGUGGCCUCCAGUUUGAAGGACUACCCCGUCGUUCAUGUCCAGGACUUUGGUGAUUGUAAUAAACAGCCUGCAGUGAAGAAAAAGGCAGCCUCAAAAGUAGACCAGUUCAUCCAUCCAGGCAAUCGAGUGGGCAGGGAAGCAGUGAGGCCCCCACCAUCGUCAGCGUCGACCGGUGACGAGGAUGACCGCGCCGACCUGCACGAACACACCGAGUACGACGACAAGAGCAUCGAUCGAAGUCAGCUGCCCGACGACGGACUCCAUGAACCUGGACACAACGGCGCGCCUGUGGUUGUCCCACCUGAGCUUGAGGCCGAGGCGAAGGAAUUGUUCAAGAUCAACCAGUUCAACCUCGUGGCCAGUGACAUGAUGUCGCCCAAUCGAACUCUGCCUGAUAUCAGGAACGAAGCUUGCAAAGCGAAGAUCUACCCUAUAGACGAGCUGCCUGACACGAGCAUCAUCAUCGUCUUCCACAACGAGGCCUGGUCGACCCUCAUACGAACCCUCUGGAGCAUCAUCAACAGGUCACCCCUGCAACUCAUCAAGGAGAUCAUUCUCGUCGAUGACGCCAGUGAAAGGGAUUACUUAGGUAGCAGGUUGGAUGAAUACAUAACCCACCUGCCAAUCCCGACCUACCUGGAAAGGAUGGGUACCAGGAAUGGCUUGGUCAGAUCCAGGUUGAGAGGUGUGAGCAGAGCCACAGGUCAGACCAUCACAUUUCUGGACGCGCAUUGUGAGUGCACCACCGGCUGGUUGGAACCACUGCUCUAUCAAGUGCACAUUGAUAGGAAGUCUGUCAUAUCUCCACUAAUUGACGUCAUUGUUGAUUCCAACUUCGAGUACAGAUUAGUUCCGGACUUAUUGGCGGGUUUCGAUUGGAAGGUGCUGUUUGACUGGGCCAAGCCGAGACCAGAGGAGAUUGAGAGAAGGAAGGAUGAUGCCACCAUGCCUUUCAGGACACCAGCGAUGGCCGGUGGGCUCUUCACCAUGGACAAACAGUACUUCUACGAGAUUGGCUCCUACGAUGAACAGAUGAACAUCUGGGGCGGGGAGAACCUCGAGAUGUCAUUCAGAUUGUGGCAGUGUGGCGGGCAGGUCCUCAUCUCCCCAUGCUCGAGGGUAGGGCACGUCUUCAGGAGCAUCUCCCCCUACACCUUCCCCGAGGGCACGGACAAGACGGUCCUGACCAAUCAGAUGAGGACCAUGGAGGUCUGGCUGGGCGAUCAUAAGAAGUUCUACUAUAAGUCCAAUCCGGCUGCAGCCAUCUAUGAGGUUGGCGACCUGACUGAGAGGCUGAAGUUGAAGGAGAGGCUGAAGUGCAAGAACUUCGUCUGGUACCUCGACCACGUCUACCCCGACUCGCCACUCCCCAGGAACUUCUACUCCGUCGGGAAGGUGGGUGGUGGUGGUUGUGGCUAG
Messenger RNA from Helobdella robusta, 1760 nucleotides. RefSeq lists its product as hypothetical. Bases 96 to 1760 code for a protein of 554 amino acids. Gene Ontology annotation, cellular component: Golgi apparatus. The record is from RefSeq and is a predicted model, not a curated record. Lineage: Eukaryota; Metazoa; Annelida; Clitellata; Rhynchobdellida; Glossiphoniidae. The transcript is spliced from 11 exons.